Mus pahari (shrew mouse) is the source of this 4141-nucleotide messenger RNA. RefSeq names its product repulsive guidance molecule BMP co-receptor b (gene Rgmb). Gene Ontology annotation, cellular component: plasma membrane. The transcript has 4 exons. NCBI's taxonomy places the organism in Eukaryota, Metazoa, Chordata, Mammalia, Rodentia, Muridae. Gene Ontology annotation, biological process: BMP signaling pathway. Bases 306 to 1610 code for a protein of 434 amino acids. Gene Ontology annotation, molecular function: coreceptor activity. The record is from RefSeq and is a predicted model, not a curated record.
UGGGAGCUCACUCGGGAACCGGCAUCUGGAGAGCGGCCCCCGGGUGGAGCCGCCCGCCUGCCGCCCACCUGGGGCAGAGUGGCGGGCGCGGCGUGGCCUCCCUCCUGCACCCCGGCCGCGUGGCUUGCGGCUUAUUUUCCCAGCUGGCAAGCGUCGCGCUGCAGACAAGGGAAUGCCUGUGGAGGAAGAGGAGGAAGCGAGGCGUGCGCCCCGGCCCAUGCCGCAGUCCGAGGCCCGGCCCAGCCACCGCGCCCGCGCCCGCGCCGCCGCCCUCGCAGGAGCGCACGAGACCUGCAUGGACGGGCAUGGGCGUGAGAGCAGCACCUUCCUGCGCCGCCGCCCCCGCCGCCGCCGGGGCUGAGCAGUCCCGCCGCCCCGGGCUCUGGCCGCCGUCGCCCCCGCUGUUGCUGCUGCUGCUGCUCAGCCUUGGGCUGCUCCACGCAGGUGAUUGCCAACAGCCUACUCAAUGUCGAAUCCAGAAAUGUACCACAGACUUUGUGGCCCUGACUGCACACCUCAACUCCGCUGCUGAUGGCUUUGACUCUGAGUUUUGCAAGGCACUUCGCGCCUAUGCUGGCUGCACCCAGCGAACUUCAAAAGCCUGCCGCGGCAACCUGGUGUACCAUUCUGCUGUGUUAGGUAUCAGUGAUCUCAUGAACCAGAGGAACUGCUCCAAGGAUGGACCCACAUCUUCCACCAACCCGGAAGUGACCCAUGACCCCUGUAACUACCACAGCCACGGGGGAGUCAGAGAACACAGGGGAGGGGACCAGAGACCUCCCAAUUACCUUUUCUGUGGCUUGUUUGGAGACCCUCACCUUCGAACUUUCAAGGAUCACUUCCAGACAUGCAAAGUGGAAGGGGCCUGGCCACUCAUAGACAACAAUUACCUUUCGGUUCAAGUGACGAACGUGCCUGUGGUCCCUGGGUCCAGCGCAACUGCUACAAACAAGAUCACGAUUAUCUUCAAAGCACAGCAUGAGUGCACGGAUCAGAAGGUGUACCAAGCUGUGACAGAUGACCUGCCGGCCGCCUUUGUAGAUGGCACCACCAGUGGGGGGGACGGUGACGUGAAGAGUCUUCACAUCGUGGAGAAGGAGAGUGGCCGCUAUGUAGAGAUGCAUGCCCGCUACAUAGGCACCACAGUGUUCGUGCGACAGCUGGGUCGCUACCUGACCCUUGCUAUCCGGAUGCCCGAAGACUUGGCCAUGUCCUAUGAGGAAAGCCAGGACUUGCAGCUCUGUGUGAAUGGCUGCCCCAUGAGUGAAUGCAUUGAUGAUGGACAAGGCCAGGUGUCUGCUAUCCUGGGGCACAGCCUGCCUCACACCACCUCAGUGCAGGCCUGGCCUGGCUACACACUGGAGACUGCCAGCACCCAAUGCCACGAGAAGAUGCCAGUGAAGGACAUCUAUUUCCAAUCGUGUGUCUUCGACCUGCUCACCACUGGUGAUGCCAACUUCACUGCUGCGGCCCACAGUGCCUUGGAGGAUGUGGAAGCGCUGCACCCAAGAAAGGAACGCUGGCACAUCUUCCCCAGCAGCUGCGGGGGAUGUAGGGAUUUGCCUGUUGGUCUUGGACUCAUGUGCUUGAUCCUUAGUAUGUUUUUGUAGGAGUUGUUUGUUGUCUUUGUUUUGUUUUUCUGGGUUUCGUUUCUUUUUUCUUUUUCUUUUUUGUCUAUAACAAAAUUUUAAAUAUAUAUUGUCAUAAUAUAUUGAGUGAAAAAGUAUAUAUGUAUAUACCAUGUAUAUGACAGAUAUUUGUCCUGGAACACCAGAUUGUACAUUAUGUGUUUGGCUGUUUUCACAUAUGUUGGUUAUAGUGUUUUUUGAUUGUAUCAAUUUUGUUUUGCUGUUUUGUGAAAUGUUUUAUAAUGUCCCUGCCUAGGGACCUCUUAGAAAGCACUUUAUUUUUUAUAUAUUAAAUAUUUAUGUGUGUACCUGGUUAGUAUGUACAGUGCAUAUACACAGACACCAACCACAGCAAUCCAUUUGGAGGUGACGAGUUUGUAGCUCCUCUGCUUGCUCCCCCUGCACUUCCCAUGGCUACUGAUUGCUACUGAUUUGCCAAGGCACUCAGUUCCUGAUGGAGCUGUCUCCCUUCCUUUGAAGUGUCAAUUUGAGAGGAAAGUUGUCCCCUCACUUGUAAGUACUUUUGAUUCUUAAAAUGUGGAUCUCACUAACGAGCCCUGUUUCUAACAGUUCACUUUCUCAGUACAUGAGCACAUUAGUGCUACAACUGCAGCCAUUACUUAUAUGUGCAUUUGAGCACCUAUGGCCUACUAGGGUGACCCUUCUGAAGCUGAUGUUUGUUAUGUACCAGUCUGGAGGUGGCCAUUUCAAGUAAAUACCAGGCAUCUCGCUAUGCCCCAGCUAGUUAACUCUUUCUCAUCCUCCAUCCCUGUUUAAAUUGUAGUUUCCCCUCCAUUAACUCUUUAAGCAAAACAAAAUCACCAACUCAGAAGACAUCGUGCUUUGCCCUCCUUUGUAAUUUGUAAAAGUCACGUUCUUAACUUUCUCCUUGGCUGCUUGGAGUCCUAACAGUGUCCUCUCUGGCUCUGCUCCGGCAUCUCUUUAACCUCCCCUCUGGAUUCCAGGCACUGGCUCUUAGUGCUCCUCUGAUACUGAGGUCCAGGAGUACGGCCUUAAGAAGAGAAAAUCUGUCUUGGUGUGUAUUAGUAUGCACUUGCCUGUGGAUGCCUAUGCGUCCUGAUGUUCGUAUCUAGGCAUUUCACUCCCCAAGUAAUCCCUGUCUUUUCAGCUCUCUGCCAUCUUAACACCUAUAGUUGAAUAUUAUAGGUAACUACCUGCCAGUUAGUGAAAUCCUCAUCAGGUAAAAUUUUCCCUUGCCUCUUCCAUGGUAUUGCUGGUACCAGCUAUAAAAGGGAUGUAACAGAAGACAGUGAAACUAGCAAAGUUAACUCCUGAAUAGGUAGGUUUGUAUUAUUAUAACUAAAUGUGUUUGGUUCCAAGAAGUGAUACGAUUUGUGUUUUAAUAUUUAAGGUUUUCAUUAAUAUAAGCAAAAGAUAACCUUAAAUAAUGUUGUUGGGACAAGGCGAUGAUGCCUUCUGACAUGUCCUAUUGGCCAGCGGGACUGACAAAGGCUGGCAGCAGACACAAGGGAGUCUUUUGUGAAGUUGUGUUUCUUAGAGAUAUUGCCAAUGGGUGGGAUUGUGUGUGACAGAUUCUCACCUUGGGGGCAGUUAUGAAGGUACCCUGCUUUGUAUUCUUAAAGAUUGAACUCCAGAGAGUUAGGACCUAGCCCUGUAAAAGAAGAUCCUUCUAGGAAAGCCGCUUUAGGACUGACCAACCCUGAGCUUUAAAGCAUGGCCACUUUGGUUCACCUAGGUAGCCAUGUGCCAAGUUCAGAAGUUGUCAAUAGCUAGUAAUUUGUGAUUGAGUUGAACAAGGAAGGGAAAAUGUUGGAUACUUGGAACCACUAUUUCUGUGCAAAUAUAAAAGUAAAAACAAUAGACGGUUCACAAGGUCUGCCUUUUAGAGUGUGUGAUUGCUAAGACCUUUUAUCCUUUUGAGAACAAAGCCACCGUGUCUACCCAAUAGUUUGGAAAAGAAAGUUUGCUUGUUUAGCUGUAUCGUUUAGCUGGAGAGGGUGCCCUGAGAUGUUCUGCAGCAGUAGCAUUAGUAAUAAUGUAUGGUGUUCUCUUUCAGAAUUGGUGUCCCUGUGUGUCCUUUACAGUUCCCACAGAUAACUUUUAGAAAUCAAGUACUUUUGUAGGGAAGGGCCAGGUUUUCUUUGGGGUUUCUAAGGAGCAUAAACUGCUUCAACUUGUUCUAUGAAGUCCAAAGCCAGAAGAAUUUCAGACCAUACUGCCAGACAAAUAGGCUAUAUAGCUUUUCACGGGUCUCCUGGGAGAGCUUAAAACUUGAGGCAAAAACCCUGAUUUUCACAGAUCUUCCCAUGUCUCUCUUAGGAAAGACUCAAAACCACAUUGCCCGCUCGCUCCGCUGUGCUUGAAUCCCUCCCCCCGCCCCCCCCACCACCACCAUUGUGUUAAAUCUUUGCAGAGAAACCUGUAGAUGUGGUUCAUAGGUAUAUGAGUAAGUAUCUGUAAAAACAGUGAGUGUGUAGUAUGUAAAUACGUUAAAUUAUUAUGCUAGAAAAAUAAAGUUCCAGACCAUGCUG